Molecule: messenger RNA, 3186 nt
Organism: Pangasianodon hypophthalmus (striped catfish)
Lineage: Eukaryota; Metazoa; Chordata; Actinopteri; Siluriformes; Pangasiidae
Product: 4-galactosyl-N-acetylglucosaminide 3-alpha-L-fucosyltransferase 9-like
Exons: 2
Coding region: 201-1319 (372 amino acids)
Cellular component (GO): membrane
Molecular function (GO): alpha-(1->3)-fucosyltransferase activity
Source: RefSeq, a predicted model, not a curated record
ACGCCCAUUAUGCACACACACACACACACACACACACACACACAGACACACACUGUUUGUUUAAAAUGGGUCAUUUUUUCAUUCAGAGAGUAAACCUGGGUGUGAACACCAGAACUUGGUGUAACAUAAGAAGGUUUCAGCACACACACCAACACUGACACACUGAAGAGCAGCCAGAAGGGGAACAUCAGGAAUAAAUAAUGAAGUCCGAAUGUCCAGUGGGACGCCGACCGAUUCUCCUGGUCCUCGUCACCCUGCUGUGUUUUGAAGGAUUGUUCCACAUUCUGUACACGCCGUCUGGAAGUUCUCAGUCGUGUAGCGAUGAAACGUCGAACCACAACGUCGCUAGAGACGAAGAAGUAGAAGUAGAAGUAGAAGAAGAAGCUCGACGUCCUGCAGACUGGAGGAGAAAGCAGGACCACGACACCGUGGUUUUGAUCUGGAGGUGGCCGUUUGGACAUCGGGUCAAGCCGGGGUCCUGCAGCGAGAUGUUCGACAUCGCCGGCUGUCGCUUAACGGACGACUGGAGCGAGUACGACAAGGUUGACGGAGUGAUGUUUCAUCACAGAGACAUCCACAGCAACAUCUCCGAGCUGCUGAGGAUGAGGAGACCACCGCUGCAGAAGUGGGUGUGGAUGAACAUGGAGUCUCCUGUGAAUUCCCAGAGACAAGCUCGGCUCGACGGGGUGUUCAACCUGACGGCGAGUUAUCGCAGAGACUCGGACGUCUGGGUUCCUUACGGGAGAAUCGUAGAAGCAUCUGAGGAGGACGAAACCUUUCAAAUCCCACCGAAGGACAAAUUAGUGUGCUGGAUCGUCAACAACUGGGACACGCACUUUAAAAGAGUCCGAUAUUUUUACGAAUUAAGGAAACACGUUCCGAUACACACGUACGGUGGGGCGUUCGAAAGAAAACUAAGUCUGGAAGAGUAUUAUAAAAUCAUGUCCAGCUGUAAAUUCUACUUAUCGUUCGAGAACUCCAUCCAUAAAGACUACUUCACAGAAAAGCUGUUUAACCCUCUGAAAGUCGGCACGGUUCCUGUGGUUCUCGGUCCACCCAGGGAGAACUACGAGGAUUUCAUUCCAGCAGAUUCAUUCAUUCAUGUGGACGAUUUCAAAUCCCCUCAGGAACUGGCAAAACAUCUCAUAUUUCUGGACCAGAACCAGAAGCUGUAUGAACAGUUCUUCACCUGGAGACAACACUUCACUGCUAAAGGCUCGUAUUUCGGUCUAGAACACGCUUGUCGUAUUUGUGAUCAUAUAAAAAGAAACAAAGGCUACAGAGUGUUUAAUAAUCUCAGUAAAUGGUACUGGGGUUAGCUAGCAUGUAGCUAACACGACAUCAGGAAACUGGAAUUCUGGGAAAAAAUUUGGAUAUUAAAUAGUCAAAGGUUCUAAAUAUUUUAUUUUUUCAUUUCGUUUUUCUUUUAUUUCCUCAUUAAUAGACAUUUCAUGUUCUCACUUUCCACAACACAGCUAAUGACUUUUAAAAAAUUAGCAACAAAACUAAACAAAGGAAAAGGCUACAGUGUGUUUAAAAAUCGAAGUAUACAUAUUUUAGUUUAUUUUUAAGAAGUUCAUUUAAUAAUUAGCAACAAAACUAAACAAAAACACAAGUAAAAGUUAAAAGAAUAAAUGUAGAAAAGUCUCAAAAAAGUCUUCCUUUUUUUGUAAAUUUUUUUAAAGAAAUCUCUAAAAGCAAAAGGUACAUUUAUAAAAUGUAUAAAAUAAAUCUUUAAACACAAACAGAAGUGUGUUUAAAAAUCCCAGUAAAAGGCACUGGGGUUAGUGUGACAUCAGGAAAGUAGAAAAGCGCAUGAAUUCAGAAUCAUUUUGGGAAAAAUGAUGGAUAUCGACUUGUCAGUGCAUGACAUGUAGGGUCUGUGUUUUUUAUUUUAGAUUUUACUUAUUUCUUUUAUUUUACAGUUCUUUAAUUUCUGUGUUAAUGUCACUUUUCAUGCUAAUGACCUCUAAAUAUUAGCAAUAAAGAACAAAGAACAAAGAAAAGUUUAAAAAAAAAUCUAGAAAAACAAAAUGAAGAACCUGCGUGAACUGUUUUAACUGUUUUAAGUGUUUCUGUGUGAAAGCUACUCGCUGGGAAUUUCAUCAGAAUUCAUACAUAUCCAUCAGCUUUAUUAUUUAUAUUAGCACAUAUAUUAAUAAGAGAUUUCGCUAUCUACUGGAGUAUUGUAUAUUUACUUUAAAUAGAUGACAAGCAUGAUAAAUAGCACAGAGUUUACUUUGGACUUAUCUCACGGCUGAACUCGCCUCACGGACGCUGAUAAAACUGGAACAGGAACCUGUGUGUCAAAUAUUUAACGAUGUCCUCAUACAUCUGCAUUGCCUUGCUUUUCAUUUUUUCUUUUUAUUUACUCACGCACAAACUUUAACAUGCGCUCUGGAACGAUUUCUCACGAGCUCUUUGCUCGACGCCUCGCCCUCCUUCGCUCACACGCGUCACGGCACUGAACAGAGGCAUAAAGCCCUCAAUCACAACUCCAUACGUUUUAAAUUCUGUUUAAAUGCUAAUUAACACUUUUGAGUGACUAGCGAUUUUUAAAAAAGCGUUGUUAUUUGAUGGAUAUAUAAGCUGAUGUUCCAGUGAUUUGCUUCUCUUUCUAGAUGUUGCACUAUCAUUUAGUUAUUAUUAUAAAAUAGGAACUGCAACAAACAAGCACUAAUAAUAAUAAUAAUCCAUUGGGGCUGGAAUCACGCUGCCCCACGCUCAGGGAAGGAGCAGCAGGCAGGACCGUUAAUGGCAGGGUUGCCAGAUUGAGGUAAUUUAAAAAAUACUCCACAGCUCCAAGAUCUUGUUUUAUAGCAAAUAUUCAAAAUAUAAAUCUAAUCCAUUUUCACAAACAGGCAAAGUGUAAGUGCAGUCAGUGUGUCUAUGAUGAACAGAACCAUUUCAGUUGUAAGUUAUACUGCAAAGAUUCCCACACCACCCCAUUGCUGCGCUUCCUCCACUGGCUUGUAGGUCAGGAAUGUGUGUUCACCGCAGUGAUUUCGUUUCCCUACGCAAAGGCUGAUAAAAAAAAAAGACGAAAAGGGCUAGUCUCAGGUUUUUGAGAUUUAGCUGAUUUAGAGAUUUUGCUGAAACUUGGCAACCCUGGGUAAUGAUAUUACCUGUUGUGCGUGUGCCUCAUUGGUAACGAUAAACACACCUGCUGUAAAGGUGCAUCUAUUU